UUAAUCCCCAAAUUUAAAUCCUUUUUCUUUUCUCAAAAGAUUACGUGCUUGGAGGGGAGUUAAGAAAAGCAAAAGAAUAAAGAGGAAAUUGGAAGAGAGCGCGUGAGAGGGGGAAAUUACGUACGAGAUCAGCGGAAUCCCCAAAAUUUCUCCCUUCUCCCUGUUUGGAGUUGUUGUAGUGGCCUGCGAGGACUCUUGAGCUCCCUCUUUCCGCAUACGAUAAGGAAUGAUGGAGGUCAGGGCGUCGUCGGAGCAACAAGGAGUGAUGGCCGGACGGGAGCCGUUCGGCCUGCCCAAGACGCCGCCGCCGUCCUCCAACCCCAUGCAGCAGAACAUGCACCUGGCUUACACCGCAGAAGGCAGACCCUACUACGCUCAGACGGCGCAGAACCAGAGCGGGGGCGGCGACGGGGCAGCUGGCCCCGACGCGGAUGCCGCAGAAGGCAAUGGCUCCCCAGAGCACCAGGGGAACAUGGAGGAGAUGGCCAGGAAGAAGAGCGGCCAACCAAGCAACGAAGACAGCGAUGGCUCCAUGUCGGCUGCAUUGGUGCCUGUGCCCAAUCCGGCGGAGGUGACGCCCGGCGCUUCUGGAACUUUGUCGCCGGCUGCCAGGAACACGGCGGGCACUGUGCCGUCGGCGGCGCCGGUCGGCAUGAAGAAGAGAGGACGGCCCAAGGGCUCCACCAACAAGGUCAAGAAGCAAAAGUCUGUUCCAGAUACCACAGGAUUUGUAGGAGCUCACUUUACACCUCAUGCUAUUUGUGUUAAUGCUGGAGAGGAUGUAGCUGCAAAGAUUAUGUCAUUCUCUCAGCAUGGAUCUCGUGGAGUUUGUGUUCUUUCAGCAAAUGGUGCCAUAUCAAAUGUGACUAUUCGCCAAGCUGAUACUUCAGGUGGAACGGUCACAUACGAGGGCCGAUUUGAGAUACUGUCACUGUCUGGAUCAUUCCUUGAGUCAGAGAAUGGAGGCCAUCGUAGUCGAACUGGUGGGCUCAGUGUUUCACUGGCAAGUUCUAAUGGCCGCGUCUUGGGUGGCGGCGUUGCUGGACUUCUGACUGCUGCUACACCAAUACAGAUUAUAGUGGGAAGCUUCGACACCGCCACCGAGAAGAAGGCGCCGAAGAAGCAGCGAGCUCCGUCUGACCCGUCCUCAUCGUCCGCACCACCGCAGAUGGCGCCUGUCAUCGCUUCUGCUGCUAUGGCAGUACCCGCCGUUACUACUCCUGUCGCCGAACCCAUCGCUCCUGUUCCUCUGUCCGUUGCCAUGGCAGCCGGGCCGAGCGGCGAGUCCUCUAGUGCCGCUGGAAACCAGCUGAACCAUGGCGCCACCGCCAAUGACAACACCCAGAAUCAGGGCCUUUCCAGCAUGUCCUGGAAGUGAGCUCCAUCCGUGCGCCGUCAUCAGCGGCCAGUUUAGCUUUGACUUGACUGCCGUAGAACUCUCUGCAAGAAGGAAAGAAGAAGAACCUGACUAGAUGUUAUUAUCUAGGUGUUAAUCUGUCGUCCUAGACUAUUUCGUUUCGUGGAUCAUUAGACUGUCGUCGUGGAUUAUUAUUUUGUGGUCGUCGUUUUAUUGUCUGUCGUCCGGACGCCGUGAACCAGGAUGCUGGAUUAUUCAUUCCUGUGUCGUCGUUUGAACCCUGUGGUUAUCAUAAAUUUCCUGCACAUUUGACAUUUGGUA
Brachypodium distachyon (stiff brome) is the source of this 1678-nucleotide messenger RNA. Its product is annotated as AT-hook motif nuclear-localized protein 7. Lineage: Eukaryota; Viridiplantae; Streptophyta; Magnoliopsida; Poales; Poaceae. The coding region runs from base 227 to 1378 and encodes 383 amino acids. Gene Ontology annotation, molecular function: minor groove of adenine-thymine-rich DNA binding. The record is from RefSeq and is a predicted model, not a curated record. The transcript has 6 exons.